CAGCAGCUCCGUCAGUCCGUCGCUGCAGUCACACACAGCGGCCACUGAUCAACAUCAUCCUCUCGCCUUUAUCGCCGUGCUGUCUCUGAAGGAACCGAGGCGGUUGGACCAGAACCAUCUCACAUUAUACGCGUUCGUGGUGAACAUGAGGAAACCUGCUACCGAGGCUUCUCCCUUGAAGAAGACCGGGACCUGGCAUCAUUUUUCAGCGUACGAAUGAGAGGUGGUGAUGCAGCAGCAGCAGCAGAAAUCGUCAUGACCAUUCUCUUGACAUCCAGUCAUUCCUUCUCUGGAGGAGUUCAGCGUGAACAUACAGGGAUGAGAUAAUAAAACAAUCAACUUGGUUUAUGCUUCCACAACACUAUUGUAGCAUUUUUGAACCCAGCCCAUUCUAUCCCGCCCAGGCCCCUGAAGCCCUUGCCCUGCCCCUGAGUCAGAUCUCUUUUAAAUUUAAAUCAUGACGACACCGGCCCUUCUGCCACUGUCGGGCCGCAGGAUACCCACUCUCUCACCAGGCACCUCCUCUUUCCCGCACCACAGAGCUACGCUGAGGCUCUCAGAGAAGUUCAUCCUCCUCCUCAUUCUCAGUGCCUUCAUCACUUUAUGUUUCGGGGCCUUCUUCUUCCUGCCGGACAAUUCCAAGCACAAGCGCUUUGACCUGGGAUUAGAGGAUGUUCUCAUUCCUCACAUUGACUCACCCAAAGAAGGGAAACAUGCUUCUGGACAAGUGAUCAUACACGGACAGGGAGGACAUGAUGAGCACAGACACAGGGAAGAAGAGGAGAGCCUACGAGACAAAAUCCGGGCCGACCAUGAGCGAGCGCUGCAGGAGGCAAAGGAGAAGCUAAGAAAGUCUCGUGAAGAGCUGCAGGCUGAGAUACAGACUGAGAAAAAUAAAGUUGUGGAAGACCUGAAGAAGAAGGAUGCGGGGCCUAAACCCCUGCCACCUGUUCCCAUGCCUAAAGUGGUGGGCGUCAGUGAUGGAGAACCAACAGAGCCUGACGUCAAGGAGAAACGGGAUAAGAUCAGAGAGAUGAUGAAACACGCCUGGGACAGCUACAGGCAGUAUGGCUGGGGUCAUAAUGAACUAAAGCCCAUCGCCAAGAAAGGACAUUCCACAAAUAUCUUUGGUAAUUCCCAACUGGGAGCGUCCAUCGUUGAUGCCUUAGACACUCUGUACAUCAUGGGUCUGCAGGAGGAGUUUAAGGAUGGACAGGAGUGGAUCGAUCAGAACCUGGACUUCAGUGUGAAUUUUGAGGUUUCCGUGUUUGAGGUCAACAUUCGUUUCAUUGGAGGAUUACUGGCCGCCUACUACCUCUCUGGACAGGAAGUUUUUAAACUGAAGGCGGUGCAGUUAGCUGAGAAACUACUCCCUGCUUUCAACACCCCCACGGGAAUCCCCUGGGCCAUGGUCAACCUGAAGAGCGGUGUUGGCCGUAACUGGGGUUGGGCGUCAGCAGGCAGCAGCAUCCUGGCUGAGUUUGGAACACUGCACAUGGAGUUUGUUCACCUCACCUACCUGACGGGGAAUCCAGCCUAUUACCAGAAGGUGAUGCACAUCCGAAAGCUUCUAGCCAAAAUGGAUCGGCCAAAUGGACUCUACCCAAACUACCUGAACCCUCGUACAGGGCGCUGGGGACAACAUCACACUUCAGUGGGAGGACUUGGAGAUAGUUUUUACGAGUACCUGCUGAAGGCGUGGCUCAUGUCAGACAAGACGGACACAGAAGCCCGCAAGACGUACGAUGACGCUAUCGAGGCCAUCGAACGCCACCUCAUUCGUAAAUCCAACGGCGGCCUGACAUUCAUCGGUGAGUGGAAGAACGGCCACCUGGAAAGGAAGAUGGGCCACCUGGCCUGCUUCGCCGGCGGCAUGUUUGCUUUGGGCGCUGAUGGGUCGCCCGAUGACAAGGCCGGACACUACUUGCAGCUGGGCGCCGAGAUCGCACACACGUGCCACGAGUCCUACGACAGGACAGUGCUGAAGCUCGGCCCAGAGGCCUUUAAGUUUGAUAGCGGCCUGGAGGCUGUGGCUGUGCGGCAGAACGAAAAGUACUACAUUUUACGGCCCGAAGUCAUCGAGACCUACUGGUACAUGUGGAGGUUCACCCACGACCCCAAGUACCGGCAGUGGGGCUGGGAAGCAGCACAGGCCAUUGAUAAGUACUGCAGGGUGAGUGGAGGUUUCUCUGGGGUGAAAGACGUCUACUCCUCCAACCCCACCUAUGAUGACGUGCAGCAGAGUUUCUUCCUGGCAGAAACCCUCAAGUACCUGUACCUGUUGUUCUCCAGCGAUGACCUCUUGCCUCUGGAGAGUUGGGUCUUCAACACAGAGGCUCACCCACUUCCUGUCCUCCACCUGGGCAACAUCACGCUGCCCGGCAGUGAGCCGGCUCAGCAAUAAACACACACACAUACACACAGACCCUCUUUCUGCUCUACGGCACCUGGGCUGGGGGCGAGGGUGGCGAGGGGCACGGGGGCGGGGGGCAGCGCAUCAUUUGUCCGCGCUCUAAAUUAAAGCCCACCCCACCAACACCGGACUGACGUACAUUUUGGUCCACUGCUCACGGACGGCAGACAUCAAACACAGGAGCUGGAGACACCGCUCUCCUGCUCCGUCUCCUGUCUUCUCCAGUCAGAGGACAGAGGUUGUGCUGCCGCACGGUCGGCUUCGAUGGACCGAGCUGAGAAAGUGGUGGUCGGACAAAAAAAACGACGACUUUGUUUGGUUUCUUUUAUUUUUCCGGUUUUAUUGACCAAUCUUUCCUCCGGACUCAGAUAUGGCACUGAAAGUGUUGGUGGGUUUUUGAAAGGCCAGUUGGACACUGGUACUGAUGGAGGUGUGGGUUUUUUUCAGACAGUGGGACUUGAGGACUUUACAGGGUCCCUGGAUGGUUUUUUGUUCCUACUGGUCCUGAUGGGGACACAGGGUUGAAUCAAAGCUUCUUCUUGACCCAAACUCUAAAUCUUCACCCUAUUAUCCCUUCAUCACAUGAACUUGGACCUGGAACUGUUAACAGCUCAUCACGUUCUCAGCAUCACAGCAGGCAGUGGAAACACUUUCACUUCCUCAAAGAUUUUUUUUUUAAAUAUCUAAAGAAAAACAACGUGGACCAGUGUGUGUAGAACAGCAGCAGCAGGUGGACAGCUGGUCUCCUCGUCUUCACCUCCUGGUCCUCCAGUCUGAGAUGUCCAAAAGCUGCAGCUGUUGACCCUGUGACCUCCUCGCAGCUUGAUUUGACACUGCCCCGCCCCCCCUUUGUUUCCACAUUUUUCUUAUCAAACUAUCACAGUUUCUCUGCAGCUUAUUGUCUUUUUUCUCAUCUGUGCCGCCGGCUGAUUUCCCAGCUUUUCAUAAAUCAACUCGCAUCAUUUUCAGAUCAUUCACAGUGAGAUGAGGUGUGUGAGUAUGUGUGUGAGAGAGAGAAAGAAAAGGGUGGAAUGAGUAGGUGAGUGGGUGUAUUGUGGUUAAAAUAACCCCCUGCUGUAAAUCAUUUCUAGGUGCACUUUGUAUGGAGGGAAUGAUAGUCGGAGCAGAGGAAAUGAAGACGUCCCGUGACACAUUUUCUCUGCUCCACCUUGAAUCACUAUCACUCUGCCACCUGACUGUAGGCAUCAUUAACUGAAGCGCUGUCAUUUUCAUCCAUCAUCGCCGCUCUUAUGGGCCUCCUUUCUCCUCUGUUUCAACUUGUCCAUCAUCGUAAAACUUACAGAACCUUCAUUCUCAGGGUUCUCAUGUGGCUCCAAAAAGUAUGAAACCGUAUUUCAUGUCAGACAGAGAUUCUAAAUCUCCCCAAAGUAUGGCUGUCACUUUAGCCACAAAGCAAGUUGGAAGGUCUAUUGCGUCAAAUGACCCAUUGAAACACACACACACACAAAAUAAGAUGUUAUUCAGAAGUUGAUCUUAGUGUUUAUGGAGAUGUUUUUUCCUACCACAUGUUCUUCUUUUGUCGGUUUAUUUUAGUGCCCUGGGCGACUGGUUAGCUUUCCUGCUAACAGCUAACGAUGUCUGGAGUCUGCUUUAGGCUAAGGCUGCACUACUGUGGUAAAGAAAGGGUGAGAGCACCCUCUGUUGGAUCACAGAGUCCAUGGUGGUGUAGGUGGUACAACUUCUGAUGAUAAAGUGACAGCCCUGUUAUACAGGGGAUACAAAUGUGGACUCAUUCUGUUAAACAUCAUUGUUCAGACAGAAACGAGAGAAGUGACAUCUGUGAUGAUCAUUCCCCCUAACAAAAGUAACCAUUUCUCCUUAACUUUCCAUAGGUAAUUAAUACAUUUCUUCAAAUCUCAAAUAUCGCUUCGGGUGUCUUCAAACCUUGCUUCCUGUGUUGACCAGUGGUUGGGACACACACAAAAAAAAGUCAUUAUUUCCAUAAUCACUAAAUAUAAUAGAACAUUUCAUUGACAAUGAUGACAUCACACGUGCUUUGUUUGAACACAACCCAGUGGUUUUUAUGCUUUUGCUGGUCCAGGUGUGUGAGUGUGUUAUGAGUGAGGGGUUUAUUUGUUUGCUGUAGAAGCAUUUUUACUCUGAACUUCCCUGUGUCGAAGAGACGGAGCAGGUUCAUUUAAUUUAUGAUUAUAUUUUAUAAUUUAUGAUUCAUUUUUGUCAUCAUGCAGUUGACCACCACUUUAGCAUAGACGAUUUUUUUCAAGCCUUAUGUCAAAUAUGACGCUGCACCAAGUGUGCAUUUCCGCCUGUGUUUUUUGAUCGUUUUUCGAUUUUGAAGUCAAGAUGAAUGGGGGGGGGGGGUUCUGUUCUUUUGCACCAACAUUUUCCUCUGUUCCAGAGAACAAAAAACAACUGACAUUAACAUGAAAAACCUCAAAGAAAAUAAAAAAACUCUUCGCUCAUCUUUGAAAAUUAAUGGACGAGAAGCCCAACAACUCCCCCUGCUGACAAAGAAAUGUAAUAGGUUAUCAGUCGGGACAGAGAUAGUCACAUUGACCAGGCCGUGGUUUAUCAUCAAGUUCCUUAAAAAUGUUUCCCCAGACAUAACCUUAACUGACCUUCAAUUUAAACGAUUAAAUUUGAUAAAACAAAUAAUCAAAUUAUUUUUUUCCUUUAUUUAUCUGUUGGAUUGAGCUGUAACUGUGCUCAUCACUUGUGAUCUGACUACAGCAUCACAUGUUGUGUAUAUAUGUUACAUUUUAUUUCCUAUCCUUUUUACCUUUUUUGCGCUUCCAUCAUUAUCUUUUCCCUCGACCUCUGCUGGCAGUUAUCAUUAUCAUCUAACUGAUGCUGCACAGCUUUGGUUACUGAAUCACCAACCCUUCGGCUCUGACGUCACUGAUAUCAUCGUCAUUAUCACCACCAGUUAUACCCAUUAAAGAAAAAGGAGGAACUGGAGGCCUCAAAAUUGAUUCACUGGGAGCAAUGUUGCUUUUGGAGAAAUGCGUGUUCUGUAUUUGUAUUUUUACUUAUCUAAAGAGAAAAAUAAAAUUAAAUAUCUGUAAAUAAGUUUAGAACUGAGACAAAGUCAUUAAAGAUGUUAUGAAAAGUGA
Molecule: messenger RNA, 5508 nt
Organism: Cynoglossus semilaevis (tongue sole)
Lineage: Eukaryota; Metazoa; Chordata; Actinopteri; Pleuronectiformes; Cynoglossidae
Gene: man1a2
Product: mannosidase, alpha, class 1A, member 2
Exons: 14
Coding region: 458-2404 (648 amino acids)
Biological process (GO): carbohydrate metabolic process; mannose trimming involved in glycoprotein ERAD pathway
Cellular component (GO): Golgi membrane; endoplasmic reticulum; extracellular exosome
Molecular function (GO): mannosyl-oligosaccharide 1,2-alpha-mannosidase activity; calcium ion binding
Source: RefSeq, a predicted model, not a curated record